UUAAACUUCCAAUACCUGCCGCCCGUUCUGCCGUGUUGGGUUACCAGGAUGUCUCGCCAUCCCCAAAGGACAGGAUCACAUCGUGCUCCUUCAUUGGGCUAGAUGGUUCGUUCAGCCAGUCAACGCUCGCCUCAAAGGUCAGCUUCGGCUGGUGGAUGCAUCAUGCCCUGCCAUGUGCCCGCUUCAAGCUAGAGUGGGACAUGUACGCCGCCCCAUGGGACGAGGCAGACUUUCCCGCCAGGGCUGACAUGCAGGAAUCAGCUCCACUACUACCCUGUAACUGGCCUGGACCCUGAGCUGCACUAUAAGUUUCGGGAGAGCUCCCACAUACCUAUCCUUCGACCUUGGCCUAGCAUCAGCUCCAGGACCAACCCUCUCAGCCCUCUACCCUUUCACAUCUUCCAGCUUCGGCCUCGUCUCAAUUGCAUCGACAUCUUCCUAUUCAGCUCACAUUCUUACCGAACAAUCGUCAGCAUGUCAUACCAACCACCUCCCCAUCCUCCCCCACAACAGCAGCAGCCGCAACAACAACAAUACCACCACCCGCAGCAACAACAGCAAUACCCACCCCAGAGCGACUCGGGCACAUUUCCAGGCGGCCAGUACACCGUCGCCCACCGUGACACCAAUGCCGUGCUCAACCUCGACCUCCAGCAAGGCGCCACCAUCAAGGGCAAGCCUGGCGUCAUGAUCCACAUGGCCGGCUCCAUCCAGCUCACGGGCAAGGCCAAGUUCUCCAUGAAGAAGCUCAUCACCGGUGGCGACAUGACGGAAUCGACCUAUGUCGGCCCCGGCCGUCUGGCGCUGGGCCCAACCCUGUUUGGCGAUAUUAUCACAUUGCACGUGGACGGGCGCCAGAACUGGAUCAUUGGCAAGGACGCUUUCCUCGCGUGCACGCCCGAGGUGCACAAGGAGGCCAAGAGCCAGGGCUUUGGCAAGGCACUGUUCUCAGGGGAGGACCUGUUUGUGUACCACGUCCAGGGGCAGGGCAUAAUAUGGCUGACUAGUUUUGGUGCCGUGGACCGUCUUGACCUCCAACCUGGUGAGCACCACAUUGUGGACAAUGGCCACCUCGUGGCGUGGAGCUGCGACUACAAGAUUGAAAAGGCGGGCGGCGGGUUCAUGGGCAGCAUGAAGACGGGUGAGGGCCUGGUGUGUCGCUUCACGGGACCGGGCUCUGUCUAUGUGCAGACGCGCAACAUGGAUGAGUUCAAGGCUUUCAUCGUGGCAAGCGCAGGGCCUCGAUAGGAGGUAAGGUAUGUACAACUAUAGUCAGCAGCGGGUGCGAUU
Molecule: messenger RNA, 1290 nt
Organism: Emericellopsis atlantica
Lineage: Eukaryota; Fungi; Ascomycota; Sordariomycetes; Hypocreales; Bionectriaceae
Product: tryptophan RNA-binding attenuator protein-like domain-containing protein
Exons: 2
Coding region: 475-1248 (257 amino acids)
Source: RefSeq, a predicted model, not a curated record